UGUGUGUGUGUUUUCUCCCUGUAGGAGGAGGAGGCGGAGGCGGAGGUUCUGCAGCAGCAGCGGAGGGGAUGCUUAUGGCUGGCGGAGUGCGGCUAGCACUGGAGAAAAAUCACCCCUGUCAUGUAAAAACUCACCUCCGCCGAUAAGCCAUGGACUCCCUGGGCGUUCUCGUGUGGCUUUUAUUAGGCUGUGGCCAUAUCCAGGCUGUAGGCGACUCCACACACAGAUCUGUGUCUCAUAGAAGUGUGGUCACCAUCCUGUCCCGGUCACACGCAGACCGGAACGUCUACCCUUCAGCUGGAGUGCUGUUCGUCCAUGUGCUGGAGAGAGAAUACUUUAAAGGAGAAUUUCCUCCUUAUCCAAAGCCAGGAGACACCAGCAAUGACCCCAUCACUUUCAAUACCAACCUGAAAGGCUAUCCAGACAGGCCGGGAUGGCUGCGCUACAUCCAGAGAACUCCACACAGUGAUGGAGUCCUAUAUGGAUCCCCCACUGCAGAACAUGUGGGCAAGCCCACCAUUAUUGAGAUUACUGCCUAUAACCGACGCACCUUCGAAACUGCCAGGCACAACUUGGUCAUAAACAUUAUGGGCACAGAAGAGUUCCCCCUGCCCUACCAGGCAGAGUUCUACAUCAAAAACAUGAAUGUGGAGGAGAUGUUAGCCAGUGAGGUGCUGGGAGAUUUCCUGGGCGCUGUGAAGAAUGUAUGGCAGCCUGAGAGGCUCAAUGCCAUCAACAUCACUUCAGCACUGGACCGGGGCGGCCGCGUACCCCUGCCCAUCAACAACUUGAAGGAGGGUGUAUAUGUGAUGGUGGGAGCGGACGUGCAGUUCUCAUCCUGCCUGCGAGAAGUGGAGACCCCUCAGAACCAGCUGCGCUGCAGUCAGGAGAUGGAGCCUGUCAUCAGCUGUGAUAAGAAGUUCAGAGCCCAGUUCCACAUUGACUGGUGCAAGAUCUCGCUGGUGGACAUCACAAAGGUUAUCCCUGUGCACAACAGCCGCCCAGACCCUGGCACAGGAGUGCUGCCAGACAUCGGAGAGUACAAUCCGCCCUCAGAGUCGCUGAAAAGUAGGGACUAUUUUGCUGACUUCCUCGUCACGUUGGCUGUGCCCUCUGCCGUCGCCCUGGUCCUAUUCAUCAUCCUGGGCUAUUCUAUGUGCUGCCGCCGGGAAGGGGUGGAAAAAAGAAACAUGCAAACAUCAGACAUUCAGCUGGUGCACCACAGCUCGAUUCAGAAGUCCACAAAGGAGCUGCGCAGCAUGUCGAAGAACAGGGAGAUCUCUUGGCCUCUCUCUACGCUGCCUGUCUUCAACCCUGUGAGUGGAGAGGUGGUGCCGCCUAUUCACUCGGACAACUAUGAGACCACCAGCAUGCCGCUCAUGCAGACCCAGACAAAUCUUCAAAAUCAAAUCCAGAUACCACAGCAACAGCCUUCAGGAGGUAAUUACUGUAUGUCAACGUUUCGAAGGCUGGAGGUAAAUGGUAUUCCUGAAGAGAGGAAAGUGGCUGAAGCACUAAACCUGUGAUGAGACCCUCACUCUUAGCUUUCUGCACCCACGUCAGUUUGUGUUUUGUGCAUGUGCACUUGUGUCAGAGCGCAGUACUGAUGUAUUCAAUCCAGAAUCUGAUGCCAUUGUAAUGAUUGGUAAGAGUAUUUUUACAUAUUUUAUCAAGAGUUGUUUUUAUUAAUUGGAGGUACACUACAAUAAUACCCCGAUACAAUAACACUAAAAAGUCUAUAUUGCUAGAAUAAUUCCCAGUGUUACUAAUGUAUGUAUCACCACUGUCGUGCACAAAUCUUAAACAACCAUCAAUUUAAAUCUCCUGCUAUUUCACACAAUAAUUUGCAGGACUGUUGUUGAUGUUAGUGUUCAACUUGUCAAACACUAAAACCUUUUUCUUUUGUAUUUUACAUUAGUAAAGAUGUUUUUGAUAAUAAAAAAUAAUAAAAUUAAUAAUUGUAAAAUUC
Astyanax mexicanus (Mexican tetra) is the source of this 1969-nucleotide messenger RNA. RefSeq names its product sarcoglycan, epsilon (gene sgce). Gene Ontology annotation, cellular component: sarcoglycan complex; membrane. The coding region runs from base 150 to 1526 and encodes 458 amino acids. Lineage: Eukaryota; Metazoa; Chordata; Actinopteri; Characiformes; Acestrorhamphidae. The transcript is spliced from 13 exons. The record is from RefSeq and is a predicted model, not a curated record.